AUGGCCAUCGAAGCCGACAAGCUCGCCGCCGAGAAACUUGAAGCCGAGAAAAAGGCCGCCGAGGACACCGCUGCCGCCGCCGCCACAAGAGAGUUUAUCAAUCUAACUUCUCACUGUGAGCGAAGGAGUUUCAGUUCACACUUCUCAACCGAGGAGCUGCUGCCCGAGGACCCCGCGGCCAAGCCCCCUUGGCCCUCCACCUCCUCCUCCCUGCGCCGCCGCCUCAGCGUGCGCCUCGGCGAGAUUGGCGUGCGGGCCACCGCACCCGACGCCCACCACAAGUCGUCGUUCCACCACCGCCUGCCCCGCCGCGGCACCCGGACGACACCCUCGAACACUCCACGGUGCCCAACGCCGACGCGGAUACGGCCCCAGGCCCGGCCAGCGCCGCCCGCGCACGGCCUGGAUCCCAGCGCCUCACGGGGCCGACGGGUACGAGCUACGAGGAGGAGGGUAGAAAAUUUGUUGGCUCAAGAUCAAUUGGGACUGUUUGGAUCGUUGAAUUUAGGAAUAUAUGAGGCAUUUGAAUUAAGAGAUGGAGGAUUUGCUAACGUUGCGAAAGGUUUGCAAAAUGAUGGUGAUAUGCGAUGCUGGAGCAAGGAGCAGAGAGAUUUCAAAGGGACGUGCUGACGCAACACGCAGGUGGAUCUGACGAGUGGAGCAAACAGAUGUUGCGGAUGGAAGCAAGAGAAACUUAAGCUGCUGAUAAUGAAGAUGAAAGAACAAAUGAAGCUGCUAUGGAGGAAAAUUAAAGCAAACUGAAGAGUAUAUAAAGGGAAAGGGAACAAAAAGAAAAAAUAAGCAAUGUUUUGAUGCGUGUGGGGGAGUUUUGCUACUGAAGCUUGCAGCAUUGGAGUGUCCAGCAAUCAAGAGGAACUUUUGUUGUGUUAUUGACUUUGCGUUGGUUUUUGAGUUGUUGGCCUACGAUUUAGACUAGCUAGCUCUUUGGUUCUCAUCGGUUGUCGUUUUACUUGUGCUGUUUAGCAUUUUGCGGCAGCUGACUUCUUUAUCUUUGUAGCACCUGGAUGCUGUUACUUUUGUUCCGUUAUCGUCUGAUAGUGGAACCCAGUCCCUUGUUUUGGGUGUCAUAUGGAAAAAAACAUGGAUAGCGUGAGGGCCUGAGAAAACCUGUUGUCCUUGGGAGAUGCCAGGGAGUAUUCUUCAA
Molecule: messenger RNA, 1165 nt
Organism: Triticum aestivum (bread wheat)
Lineage: Eukaryota; Viridiplantae; Streptophyta; Magnoliopsida; Poales; Poaceae
Exons: 4
Coding region: 1-630 (209 amino acids)
Source: RefSeq, a predicted model, not a curated record